This is a messenger RNA of Limanda limanda (common dab), 4467 nucleotides long. RefSeq names its product DCC netrin 1 receptor (gene dcc). Gene Ontology annotation, molecular function: protein binding. Bases 1 to 4467 code for a protein of 1488 amino acids. The record is from RefSeq and is a predicted model, not a curated record. Gene Ontology annotation, biological process: cell-cell adhesion. Lineage: Eukaryota; Metazoa; Chordata; Actinopteri; Pleuronectiformes; Pleuronectidae. The transcript has 29 exons. Gene Ontology annotation, cellular component: membrane.
AUGGAGCUGGAUGUGGUUGGAUGUACGUGUGAUGUUUGGAGGAGAGGACUCCACCUGCUGCUGCUCUGGAUGCUGCUGCACGCCUCAGAUGCUUCCACCUCUUCCUCCUCCUCUUUGUCGAGUCUCGGAGGUUUUGUGGACUUUACUUUCACGCAGGAGCCUCAGGACACUGUGACGGUGCGAGGCGGCGUUCUGCAGCUCGACUGCCAGGCACAGUCUGACGCCGUGACGGGACCUCUCACCAUCACCUGGCGUAAAGAUGGCGUGCUGCUGAGUGCCGUGGUGGACGAGCGGCGGCGGCAGCUGGCUAACGGCUCACUGCUGGUGCAGAACGUGGUGCACUCGCGGCACCACCGGCCGGACGAGGGGGUGUACCAGUGCCUCGCCACGCUGGACGGACUGGGGAGCAUUGUGAGUCGGACCGCCAAGGUGACUGUGGCCGGUCCUCUGAAGGUGGUCGUCCCCACCGAGUCCGUGUCCUCAUACCUCGGGGACACAGCCCUUCUACGCUGUGAGGUCUCCGGCGACCCGACACCCGUCAUCCGCUGGCAGAAGAACCGGGAGGAGCUGGCGGGGGCCGUGGAGCCCGACUCCCGCGUGGCGGUGCUGCCGUCCGGCUCGCUGCAGGUCAGCCGCGUCCAGCCGCCGGACUCGGCCACGUACCGCUGCCUGGCCGACAACCCGGGCAGCACUAGGACCGGCUCGGACGCCGAGCUGCGGGUGCUCCCAGAACCUGGGCUGAGCAGGAACCUCCAGUUCCUCCAGCGUCCAUCCAGAGUCAUGUCUCUGCUGGGAACCGACGCUGUGCUGGAAUGUUCUGCCUCUGGAUUCCCGACUCCAAGCAUCCAGUGGAGGAGAGGGGAGGAGCUGAUCCACAGCUGGAAUAAGAAGUACUCGCUGCUGGCGGGCAGUAAUCUGAUCAUCAGGAGCGUCACUGACGAUGACUCUGGCAGCUACAGCUGCUCUGCUUCCAACAAGAACCACAACAUCACUGCACACACAGAGCUCAGCGUGCUCGUGCCUCCACAGUUCCUGAACUACCCAACCAACACGUACGCUUACGAGUCCACCGACAUGGAGCUGGAGUGUGCCGUGACGGGAAACCCUCAGCCGACCGUCCGCUGGCUGAAGAACGGAGAGGACGUCAUCCCCAGCGACUACUUCCAGAUUGUGGACGGCAGCAACCUGCAGAUUCUGGGUUUGGUCAAAUCAGAUGAAGGAUUUUAUCAGUGUGUCGCUGAAAACUCGGCCGGCCGCUCACAGGCCAUGGCUCAGCUGCUGCUGCGAGAUCCAGUGUCCCCCAGCCCAGGCGUUGUCCUCCCCUCGCCCCCCCGCGACCUGGUCCCUGUCCUAGUGUCCAGCCGAUUUGUCCGACUCAGCUGGCGCCCCCCCGAGGCCACGGGACGAGCUGUGCAGACCUACGGGGUUUAUUACUCCCAGGACGGAGUCCAGAGGGAGCGGUCGGUGAACGUGUCGGAGCCGGAGUCUUUGGAACUGACGGUUUCUAAUCUGAAACCAGAAGAGAGCUACAGCUUCCGAGUCGUGGCGUAUAACGACCUGGGCCCAGGAGAGAGCUCCGCCCCCCUGAGCAUCACCACCAAACCCGACCUCCAGGUCCCCAGCCGGGUGGAGUCCCUCCGGGUGGAGGCUCUGUCCCCGGCCUCCCUCCAGGUGAGCUGGGAACCUCCCGGCCAACCCAACGGCCCCGUGCUCGGCUACAGGCUGAUGUGGAGCGAGAGUCCGUCCGACAAGGAGCAGAGUGUGGAGGUAAACGGGCUCAACUACAAAAUGGAGGAACUCCAUAAGUUCACCGAUUACACCGUCCGUGUUCUGGCCAUCAACCGCUACGGACCAGGCCCCGCCUCCGAGGCCAUGAGCGUCACCACCCAAUCAGAUGUUCCUAGUGCUCCCCCUCAGAACAUCACAUUAGAGGUCGUCCUGUCCAGGAGCAUCAAGGUGUCAUGGCAGCCGCCUCUGCGCGGCGCCCAGAACGGCAUCAUCACCGCCUACAAGAUCAAAUACAGGAAGACGGGUCGGCGUGGCGACCAAGAGGCCAUCGAACCCAACAACUUCUGGUUCCUGUUCACAGGUUUGGAGAAGGGCAGUCAGUACAGUUUCCAGGUCGCAGCCAUGACGGCCAAUGGAACAGGACCAGCAAGCGACUGGUUCACUGCUGAGACACCAGAAAACGACCUGGAUGAGAGUCAGGUACCCGACCAGCCGAGCUCUCUGCACGUCAGGCCGCUGCCCAACAGCAUCAUCAUGUCCUGGACUCCGCCCCUCAGCCCCAACAUCCUGGUCCGAGGUUACAUCAUCGGCUACGGAGUGGGAAGUCCUUAUGCAGAGACGGUCCGGGUGGACAGCAAGCAGAGAUACUUCUCCAUUGAAAACCUGGAGCCCAGCUCGCACUAUGUGAUUUCCCUGAAGGCGUUCAAUAACGCUGGAGAGGGAGUUCCUCUUUAUGAGAGCGCCGUCACUCGAUCUCUGACAGACCCCAUAGACCCAUCCGAGGAUGACCUUUUCCAUCUCUUUGAUAAAUACCCCACUCCCAUGCCAGACACCAGCACUCCCAUGAUUCCCCCAGUGGGGGUCCAAGCUGUGGCUCUGUCCUCAGACUCCGUCCGGGUGUCCUGGGCAGACAACUCCAUGACCAAGAACCAGAAGUCGUCUGAGGUCCGGUUCUACUCCGUCAAGUGGAAGACCAGCUACUCCACCAGCGGAAAGUACAAGUCUGCAGACACCACGGCCCUUAGCCACACUGUGGCCAGCCUCAAACCAAACACCAUGUACGAGUUUGCUGUCAUGGUAACCAAAGGCCGCAAGUCGAGCACAUGGAGUAUGACGGCUCACGCCACGACGUACGAAGCAGCUCCUAGCUCCGCCCCCAAAGACUUGACGGUGAUCAGUCGCGAAGGACGACCCCGCGCCAUUUUAAUCAGCUGGCAACCGCCGAUGGAGGCAAACGGACGAAUCACAGGUUACAUCCUGUACUACACGCUGGAUAAGAACAUGCCGAUAGACGACUGGGUGAUGGAGGCGAUCAGCGGCGACCGGCUGACUCACCAGGUCGUCGAUCUGAACCUCGACACCGUUUAUUACUUCAGGAUUCAGGCCAAGAACGCCAAAGGGGUCGGCCCGCUGUCUGAGCCCGCCCACUUCAGGACCGCCAAAGUGGAACAUCCAGACAAGAUGGCCAAUGAUCAAGGUCGCGGAGGAGAACACAGCUACUGGCCGUCUGACACCAACCUCAUCGACAGGAGCAGCAUCAACGAGUCUCCCAUUGGUCAGAUGCGUCCACCUCACGGCAGCGCCACGCCACAGAAGAACGGCAACCUGCUGGUCCUCAUCGUGGUUUCCGUGGGAGCCGUCACCGUCGUUGUGGUCGUCAUCGUCGCGCUAAUCUGCACCAGGCGCUCCUCGGCUAAACAGAGGAAGAAGAGAGCGAGUACCAGUGCCAGUAAGAGGAAGGGCAGCCAGAAGGACCUGCGACCUCCUGACCUCUGGAUCCACCACGAGGAGAUGGAGAUGAAGAACAUGGAGAAGGCGCCGAGCAUCGCCCCAUCGGCACGUGACUCGCCCAUCAAGUCCUGCCAGGACCUCCCCCAGGUCGCACACAGCCAAUCAGAGAGCCAGAUUGGCAGCAAGAGCAGCCAUUCAGGAGCGGACGGAGAUGAUGCCUCCAGCUGUAUCUCGACUCUGGAGCGCUCCCUGGCUGCCAGGAGGGGAACCCGAGGGAAAAUGAUGAUUCCUAUGGACUCACAACCAAGUAACACACCGGUUGUUAGUGCGAUCCCGGUGCCGGCUCUGGACUCGUCUCAGUAUCCUGGUAUCCUGCCUUCACCUUCCUGCAGCUUCUCACACAACAAGUUCAGCCUGAGGCCGAUGCCUUUCCCCAGCCUGACGGUGGACAGAGGUUACACACCAGCGAUGCCCUCGGAGAUCUGCACCAAUCCUCUCCUGCAGCAGCAGCCUCCACCACAGCCGGCCCCUCCCCUCCUUCCAGGCUCCUCCCCCCUGCCGGUUGAGCACCCCCCUGUGGUCGGUCCAGUUCCGGGCGCUCCGACUUCAGCUGCAGCCUCUGAGGAGGUCCAGGCAACGAAUGCUCGGAGCAUCCCAACGGCCUGUGUGCGGCCCACGCACCCGCUACGAAGUUUCACCAACCCACUGCUGCCCCCCCCCAUGGGGACCAUCGACCCUAAGGUGUACACAUCCAUGCUUCCACAGUCCAGUGCUAGCCUCCCAAAGCCCCAGGUGAAGACGGCCUCUCUGGGUCAGGCGGGUAAGGCUCGAUCGCCUCUGCUGCCGGUCUCGGUUCCGACGGCGCCAGACUUCCCAGAAGAGGGAGAAACGAAACCCGACGAGGAUUCAGCUGCUAACGUUUACGAGCAGGACGACCUGUCUGAGCAGAUGGCCAGUCUAGAGGGACUGAUGAAGCAGCUCAAUGCUAUUACUGGUUCAGCCUUCUAA